AUGAAGGGUUCCUCAUUGCUUUGCUCGAGUCUAUUUGGGGCUGCGGUUGGAGCUGCAUCCCAGUCUUGUCUAGAGGAAGCUACUGACAUUACCCUCACCUAUGGCUAUCCAUUGAUGCCAUUCGUUACAUUCGCCGUUCCUGCCAUCGAAGUCGCCAAGGGAGCAAAUCGAUUUGAGCAUUACAGAGAGCUUGCGACAGCAGACUUCCACGAUGUCGUUCGUGCCAACGUAGACACCUUGUACUCGGUGAGCAUUCUCGACUGGACUCAUCAUGAUCUUAUCGUGAAUGUUCCCGUUGUCAAAGACCGAUACUGGGUCUUUCCAUUUUACGAUGCAUAUGCCAACAACUACGUCAACAUAGGCAGCGUGAAUAACAGUACCGUUGGGAAGUACGUGGUGCGCUUUGAUCCAAGUGGCAAGCGGCAGCCAGGCCUCCAACUCUGCAGCCAAUCAAGAAAUGAAAAGAAGCUGCGAGGAGAAUGUUACGGCGUCGAUGGUUACAUCAACUCGCCCACGGCAUAUGGAAUAUUGCUGCCACGAUACGCCCUCAUCAACGGAAUUCCAGAAGAUCUACAGCAGAUCCAUGAUCUCCAGAACAAGAGCGGAAUCCACACCAUCGAAGCUGGCCAGAGAUCAAAGCACCCUAGAGCUCCUUUGACCAUUUCCAUGCUCAACUCUUCAAUAUCAUCCAACCCGGCCACCAGAAUCAGGCAGUUGACAGCCCGUAUCUCCCCCAACAGCCCACCACGCAACGUCUCAGACUCCGCACGAGUCAAUCGCAUCAUCCGAGAAAAACAUGGCCAACGCAGCAAUCCAGCCACAAAACCUGCAGAACCUCGGCAUGACUGGGACCAGCUCACCUUUCAAGCUCAGGGAGACUACGGCACCAACUACCUAAUGCGCCAGUUUGUAGCAUAUCGCGGCUACCUCGGUCUCACUCAGUCUGAAGCCCUGUACCCGUCGUAUAUCGGCGGUGACAGUGGACAGACACUGAACAUAGGCCCCAAGGAGGCGUAUAUCUUCAAAUUCCCCAGCAAGCCCCCGCUGGCACAAUACGGGUUCUGGAGCCUGACGGCCUGCAACGCGGAGCAGUUCCUGGUUUCGAAUGCGUUGAAUCGGUAUGCGCUGAGCGACCGAUCCAAUAUUACCUACACCGAUGGCUCGCGUGUCUAUGGGGGCGAUGCCCACGCCGAUGAUAGCUUCGAACUUCUUGUUCAACCGGCUGAUUUGGCUCCUCCGAAUAACUGGACUUCUAACUGGCUCCCAGCUCCCAAAGGUGGUGGGGCAUUCUCUCUCACGCUUCGGUUUUAUGCCCCUAGCGAUGCACUACGGCAAGGAGAGUGGUCGUAUCCUGUGGUACGGAAACAAGCUGCCAUUGUGGCAUGA
Penicillium cinerascens is the source of this 1386-nucleotide messenger RNA. Its product is annotated as DUF1254-domain-containing protein. Bases 1 to 1386 code for a protein of 461 amino acids. NCBI's taxonomy places the organism in Eukaryota, Fungi, Ascomycota, Eurotiomycetes, Eurotiales, Aspergillaceae. The record is from RefSeq and is a predicted model, not a curated record. The transcript has 6 exons.